Thalassophryne amazonica is the source of this 1701-nucleotide messenger RNA. RefSeq names its product C1q and TNF related 4 (gene c1qtnf4). NCBI's taxonomy places the organism in Eukaryota, Metazoa, Chordata, Actinopteri, Batrachoidiformes, Batrachoididae. Gene Ontology annotation, molecular function: protein binding. Bases 40 to 1437 code for a protein of 465 amino acids. The record is from RefSeq and is a predicted model, not a curated record. The transcript has 6 exons.
GAAACAGCAGGACACUAAAGGAGAAAGAGGGAGACACAUAUGGAGAAAACUGAACAGUGUGUGCCAGGGGGAGGAAAAAGAAAACACUAUAAGGAGGCUGAGAGGAGCUGGAGGAGAAAGCAGAUUGUGAGAGAGAGAAAGGAGGGAGGAGAGAUAGAGAAAGAGGGAGGCGUGAGGGAGCUGAGGUUUAUCCCACAGUGCUGUGAGACUGAAGUUUCAGCUCUGUGCUUCAGCUCGGACACACACACACACUCUCACACACACACACACACACACUCCACUCACACGUCUACAGGAAUGAUGCUGUUCCCAGCGAGCAUGCUGAUUGGCCUGCUGUGUCUGAGCCAAUCAGUGGUUGUGUUGGGUUUUGCCCGUCUGCUGGACGAUGGGGAGCUCCGCUCUGCUUUUUCUGUCGCACGCACCAACAGCAUGGAAGGUGGGCCAAAAAUGACAGUGACCUUUGACACGGUUUAUGUCAACAUUGGUGGAGAUUUUGAUGCCAAGGCAGGCUUGUUCCGUUGCCGUAUCCCCGGCGCCUACUACUUCUCCUUCACUGUGGGAAAGUUCCCGCAUAAAGAUCUGUCUGUCAUGCUGAUGAAGAACAGGAACGAGGUGCAGGCCAUCGUGUACGAGGAGAACUCAGGAGAGGAGAGGAAGGUCCAGAGUCAGAGCGUCAUGCUGCAGCUGGAGUUUGGCGACAUCGUCUGGCUCCGUCUCCAUGGCGACCCUCGCUAUGCUCUCUACAGUAACACAGGACACUACACCACCUUCAACGGUUACCUCAUCUAUCCCGACACCUACAGCUACCAGACACACCCCCACCAACACCACCCAGCCUACAGCUCCCAGCAGGAGAAACUUGCACUGCUGAAUGCCAACCAGGCUACAGAGCACGUAGGAAGACAAGCUGCCACAGAGGACAAGGAGGUACAACACAAUGAGGAGGAAGAGGAGGAUGAUGAGGAAGAGGAUGACCAGCGAUCUGCCUUCUCAGUGGGUCGAACGCAGAGCAUCCUGGGUGUUGACCAAGUUGGAAUGCCUCAGCACCAGCCGGUCAGCUUUGACACAAAGUUCGUCAACAUUGGGGAGGACUUUAACUUGACAGAGGGGCUUUUUACAUGUCGUGUUCCUGGAGCCUACUUCUUCUCCUUCAACGUGGGCAAACUGCCGCAGAAGACGCUGUCUGUCAAGCUGAUGAAGAAUCAUCUGGAGGUGCAGGCGAUGAUCUAUGACGACAGUCAGGGAGAGAAAGCCCUGCAGAGUCAGAGCCUGAUGCUGUCACUCAAACCUGGGGACACGGUCUGGCUCUAUUCCCACCAGAGAGAUGGAUUUGGGGCCUACAGCAACCACGCCAAGUACAUCACCUUCACCGGCUUCCUGGUUUAUCCAGACCUCCCUGCUAACACCAACCAAUCAUAUGCAAGCAAGAAACCCUAGCUAGACUAUGAACUGCAGAUUGAACAUUGUGAGGGAGCAGGGAUCUGUUCAAAAUAGAAACAUCUCUGAAUCAACAAAUGAGGAGUUUGAAGCUUUUGUUUAUGGCUUGUGUGCUAAAAAAAAAAAAAAGAUGUGACUGUACAGGUCAGAGAAUAUUAAUUGUUGAUUUGUGAUCAUUUUGAUGCUCUGGACUGAAUGUAGAGUUCUAGAUUGUCUACAUGAGAAUCUUCCAUUUCAAGCUGAUGACUUUCCAGAACUGGACUG